Messenger RNA from Brassica napus (rape), 1947 nucleotides. RefSeq names its product calcium-dependent protein kinase 21-like. The record is from RefSeq and is a predicted model, not a curated record. Lineage: Eukaryota; Viridiplantae; Streptophyta; Magnoliopsida; Brassicales; Brassicaceae. Bases 420 to 1709 code for a protein of 429 amino acids. Gene Ontology annotation, molecular function: calcium-dependent protein serine/threonine kinase activity; calcium ion binding; calcium/calmodulin-dependent protein kinase activity. Gene Ontology annotation, biological process: protein autophosphorylation; intracellular signal transduction; peptidyl-serine phosphorylation. Gene Ontology annotation, cellular component: nucleus; cytoplasm. The transcript is spliced from 7 exons.
UUAACCCGUUAACCCUUGUUUCAAAAAAAAAAAACAUUUGUAACAUGAGACGUCAGUGUUCAAAAAAAAAGUACACAUGACAUCAGACAUCAUACUUUUUUUCAUACGCGUCUGUGACCAAAGUCAAAGUCUUCGAAGAGCAAGUCCAGUUAUAUAUAUAUAUAUAUAUAAUACAUUCUAAAUUACUAAUGCUGGACCAAUACUACUUUAAAUAAUUAAAGACCAACUUUUGGCAAGGAAGAAGAAGACCAGGUUAUAUACUAUAUAGUAUAUGUUUGUUUUCCUUCAAAUUCUAAAAUACAAGCUCCUGAACCGUACUUACAUUUUGACAAUCUAAGUUCUCUCCUCUCCUUUGAUCCUCUCCAAUUACAUCUUCUUAAAACCCUAACGAAGAUCUCUGACAACACCCACUCAGACCAAUGGGUUGCUUCUGGAGUAAGAACCAACCGCCGUCAGAUGGAGAGCUACAGAACAUACUAGGGAAGCCACUUGAAGACAUCAAAAAGCUUUACAGCUUCGGCAAGGAACUAGGCAAAGGUAACUUGGGAACAACGUACAUGUGCGAGGAGAUUCUCACAGGCAGAAGCUACGCCUGCAAAUCCAUUCAAAAGGGUAAGCUAAAAAGCCAGGAAGACAAAGAAGCUGUGAAGAAGGAGAUUGAGAUCAUGUUUCGCCUUUCGUGUCAGCACAACAUAGUCAGUAUCAAGAGCGUGUACGAGGACAGAGAGUGCAUACACGUAGUGAUGGAACUGUGUGGUGGUGGAGAGCUAUCAAGUAGGAUUGAAGCACAUAGCUAUUACUCGGAGAAAGAUUCUGCUGGAAUCUUGAAGUCUGUCGUGAUUGCUUUGCAGACUUGUCACUCGAUGGGUGUGAUUCAUCGUGAUGUCAAGCCUGAGAACUUCUUGUUCUCGAGUGAGGUUGAGAACACCGUGCUCAAAGCUAUCGGUUUCGGAUCUUCUGUUUACAUCAAACAAGAAACAGAACUGAAGAGAAAAGUGGAGAGUAAAUACUACCUUGCCCCUGAAGUAUUACAAGGGAAAAGCUACGGGAAAGAGAUUGACAUUUGGAGUGCAGGUGUUAUAUUAUACCUUCUACUCUGCGGCAAGCACCCAUUUGAGACUGAACAUAGCUGGAUCAAAAUACAAGCUCCAUAUAAGCCUAUUGAUAAUGUUCUGGUAUUGCGCAUGAAGAGAUUUGGAGCUAUGAACAAGCUUAAGAAGCUAGCUCUUAAUGUUAUCGUAGAGGGUCUAGAAGAAGAGCUAAUCAAAGAUGAUAAAGAUAGGGAUUUUAAGAAUAUGGAUACUGACGGAACCGGGUCAAUAACUUACGGAGAACUAAGAAACGGGCUGAAUGCACCUAGAUCUCAUCCUAACAUCUCUCUAAGUGAAGCUAAGCAACUCAUGGAAGCCGCUGAUGUGGAUGGCAAUGGAAGAAUGGACCUCUACGAGUAUAUCUCAGCGACUACGGAGACAAACGUACUUGUUACAGAUGAAAAUUUGCACAAAGCGUUCCAGUUCUUUGAUAAAGAUGGUAGCGGGUACAUAACGAAGAAUAACUUGAAGCAUGUUGUGGGAGAUGAGGCUAAUGCCAAAGAUAUCAUAUCAGAAGUUGAUACAGAUAAUGAUGGAAGAAUAAACUAUGAGGAGUUUUGUGCGAUGAUGAGAGAUGGUAAAUUGCAGCCACAAGGGAGACGUGUUAGGAUAAAUUGAUGCUCAUAAGCUCUUGUUCUUGUCUCACCCGAAAGCGGUUUUGUUUGAACAGAUGAAUAGCUAAACCGAGGUGAGAGUUGUUAAUCUGGAAAUUGUAUUACUGUUCUAUGUAUUCUUGUAAGUUGUAACUUGAGAAGUUCCUCGAUUCUUACCAAAGACUCUUUGGUAUUUGCUUUUUCUUUUAAUUCUGUAUGAUUUUAAAUACUUGUGAAAAUCUAUUAAAUGGGUAUUGUUUAAA